AUGACGGGUGUGGAAUUCAGAGGAGGUGCCCACUGGCUGCAAGCGCUAAACAUGCUCCCUUCUAUUAUUGAGGUAUACUUAUCUGAUUGUCAAAUCAACACCAUUCCGCUCUCUCUUCCAUAUGUGAAUUUUACUUCACUUUCUAUUCUUGAUCUUUGUUGGAAUUCCAUUAAUUUGACGAUACCUGGUUGGUUGUUCAACAUAAGCAGCCUCGAGUACCUUGAUCUUAGCUAUAAUUUCUUUCGGGGCAUCAUUCCGCCUGCAAUUAAGAAUCUAGCUUCGCUCAAGGCCCUUGAUUUAUCCGAUAAUCUAUUUCUUGAAGGCAAAAUUCUGUCUUUGCUUGAGGGUCUAUGUAAGCUGCAGAAUUUAGGAUUGUCAGGUAUUAAUAUCAGCAAAACUUUAUAUGAAUUUGAUGAACUAUUUGCUAGAUGCAUCAAAAAAAACAGCUUAGAGACUCUGGAGCUGGCGGACACCCAGCUUAGCGGUUAUUUGCCGGUCUGGUUGGGAGACUUCAGAAUGCUCAAAAUUCUCGAUUUGAGUGGCAACUCAAUUUCUGGUCCUAUUCCUGCAUCACUUGGAAGACUUGCAGAGUUAGUUGAAUUAUUUCUCGGAGGGAACUUUUUGGAGGGUGUCAUGUCUGAAGAACACUUUGCCAAUUUCACCAAAUUGCAUGCUUUAGAUUUAUCACAAAAUCGAUUAAUUCUGAAUCUGACGUCUGAUUGGAUUCCCCCUUUUCGGCUUCGUUUGUUAGAUAUUGGUUCAUGCAAGCUGGAACCACGAUUUCCAGCAUGGCUCCGGAUGCAAGAAAAUAUUUUCUUUUUGGAUAUGUCUAGUACAGGAAUUUCAGACACUAUACCGGAUUGGUUUUGGAGGUCAUUUUUUCAGAUAUUCUGCUUAGAUAUCUCCAGCAAUGGAAUCACUGGCAGUGUACCUGAUCUUACAAAUUUCGUCAGUCUUUAUUAUUUUAAUUUGAGUUCUAACUACUUUGAGGGACCUUUGCCAAAUUUUAAUUCUUCAAUAUUGUCCCUACUAGACCUAUCGAACAACUCAUUUUCAGGAGCAGUUCAACAUAACAUUGGCAAAAGUAUGCUUAAUUUGAAAUAUCUUUCCCUUUCCACAAAUAAUUUAAGUGGUCAAAUUUCUUUGUCUCUUUGUCAUUUCGGGUAUGGUGCUCUUGAUCUUUCAAAAAAUCUUUUUUCAGGUGAGCUUCCUGAUUGCUGGAACCACUCUUCCUCUAUCUUUAUCAUGGAUUUUUCAAGUAAUAAUCUAUUUGGAAGUGUUCCUCCAUCAAUCUGUUCGUUACCUUUUCUUGAGUCAUUGCAUUUGAGUAAUAAUAAUCUUUCAGGAGAACUCCCUUUAUCCUUCAAGAGUUGUGCGAGAUUAAUUACUCUUGAUCUUGGACAAAAUAGAUUCAUUGGUACAAUACCUACUUGGAUUGGAGAAAGUUUGUUGUCUUUGAAGAUCCUUCGCUUACGAUCAAACAAGCUUGUUGGAAAUAUUCCUCCUAAUCUAUCAAGACUAAGUGCUCUUCAAAUCCUGGAUCUGGCAAAUAACAAUUUAUCAGGAACCAUCCCUUCUAACUUUGGAAACUUUACUGCCAUGAAAGUGUCAGGGGAGAUGAAUGAAACCAUUUUAAAAAAUUCUACUCGUUACAAUGAAAAGAUGCAAGUGACCAUAAAAGGAAUAUACAUUGAGUAUGACAUAUUGCUUCCACUUGUGAUCGUUAUGGACCUUUCAAAUAAUAACUUAUCUGGAAUGAUACCAGAAGAGCUGACCAGCCUUUUUGGACUCGUGAGCUUAAAUUUGUCUGGAAAUCAUCUGACAGGAAAGAUCACAGAAAAUAUUGGUGCAUUGCAACAGUUGGAGUCACUUGACUUGUCAAGAAAUAAUCUUUUCGGUGGAAUUCCUUCGAGCAUGAUUGGUCUAACUUUUUUGAGUUACUUGAACUUGUCAUAUAACAACCUAUUAGGGAGAGUUCCAAUAGGCAAUCAGCUUCAAACCUUCAUUGACCCAUCCAUUUACAUUGGUAAUCCUGAUCUUUGCGGGUUCCCAUUAAGUCAAAAGUGCAAAGAUGACAAGACAAACCAAGGUCUAAAUGCAGUUGGAGGGGAUGAACAAAAUGAUAACACCAUGGAUGAAGAAGGAUCUGAAAUGGAGUGGUUGUAUAUGAGUAUGGGGCCAGGAUUCGCUAUAGGUUUCUGGAUUGUUUUUGGCCCACUAUUAUUCAAUAGAAAAUGGAGAGAAGCCUAUUUUCAACAUAUAGAUCAAGUAUUCAAUGUGGUUUAUAUGGCCCUGGCAACAAUUUUCACCAAGUUUAAAGUACACAACAUUACAACGUGA
Elaeis guineensis (African oil palm) is the source of this 2340-nucleotide messenger RNA. Its product is annotated as receptor-like protein EIX1. The record is from RefSeq and is a predicted model, not a curated record. Gene Ontology annotation, molecular function: protein binding. NCBI's taxonomy places the organism in Eukaryota, Viridiplantae, Streptophyta, Magnoliopsida, Arecales, Arecaceae.